CUAUCCUGGUUAGCCUGGUUAGCCUGGUUCUGGCCUGGUUAGCCUGGUUCUGGCCUGGUUCUAGCCUGGUUAGCCUGGUUGGCCUGGUUCUGGCCUGGUUCUAGCCUGGUUCUGGAGCUGGAUUUGUCAGAAGCAUUUAGGGAAAACUUUACCCCAGAUUGAAACCACUAUCUUUGACUUCGUCAUCUAUUGUUCUCUCCAAAGUGUUGGCAUCUUACAUAAGAGACAUGAGUUUUUCUACAUUGUAAUGAACAUGGUGCAACCUUGUGUCGGCAGGCUUCGGCCGCAGUACAGCAAAGCCAAGUCGGCCCGUGCUUAUGGUUCUCACAGGGGAAGUGAAGUGAUUGGCUACAAUGACUUCAUGAUGCACGUCUCAAAUGACAUGUAACGACAGAAUGGAUAAACCUGUUUCUUUAAUUAUCUUUGCUGGUGCAUGUUCAAUGUAGCAAUAAUGUACGAGGUGGUGUGUUAUAUGCCCAACUCCACGUUGUUUCGUGCAUGGACACAGCCCUUAGCCGUGGUAUAUUGGCCAAACACCACAUACCCCCGAGGUGCCUUAUUGCUAUUAUAAACUGGUUACAGUAGCAACGUAAUUAGAGAAGUAAAAUGACAUGUUUCAGCAUUCAGGGCUGGAACCAUCCAGUUUAUAAUAUAGGAUAGACGCUUGUGGUUUCUAGCUGCACCAAUCAGAGCAGUGAAGCAUGUCGUCCUGAAACAACACUUUAGUGGUCAAAACCAUUCAUGCAAUUAUAGCAUUUAUAAAAUGGUCAGUUCCUAUCUCUCACUCUCUCGCUAUAAUAUAUACUAUUUUAAUACUGAUCAUUGUCUGGAAAAAGUGAAAAGUGGAGGUGCAAAAACUUUAGUUCCUCCCUGUUUUAAUUUGCUCCUUGGUUCAGGUGGCCAGGUGUAUGUUACGGAGGAAAGCUGCUUGGCUCAGGUGGCCAGGUGUAUGUUACGGAGAAAAACUGCUUGGCUCAGGUGGCCAGGUGUAUGUUACGGAGAAAAGCUGCUUGGCUCAGGUGACCAGGUGUAUUCUACGGAGGAAAGCUGCUUGGCUCAGGUGGCCAGGUGUAUGUUACGGAGGAAAGCUGCUUGGCUCAGGUGGCCAGGUGUAUGUUACGGAGGAAAGCUGCUUGGCUCAGGUGGCCAGGUGUAUGUUACGGAGGAAAGCUGCUUGGCUCAGGUGGCCAGGUGUAUGUUACGGAGGAAAGCUGCUUGGCUCAGGUGGCCAGGUGUAUGCUACGGAGAAAAGCUGCUUGGCUCAGGUGGCCAGGUGUAUGUUACGGAGGAAAGCUGCUUGGCUCAGGUGACCAGGUGUAUGUUACGGAGAAAAGCUGCUUGGCUCAGGUGGCCAGGUGUAUGUUACGGAGAAAAGCUGCUUGGCUCAGGUGGCCAGGUGUAUGUUACGGAGGAAAGCUGCUUGGCUCAGGUGGCCAGGUGUAUGUUACGGAGGAAAGCUGCUUGGCUCAGGUGGCCAGGUGUAUGUUACGGAGGAAAGCUGCUUGGCUCAGGUGGCCAGGUGUAUGUUACGGAGGAAAGCUGCUUGGCUCAGGUGGCCAGGUGUAUGUUACGGAGGAAAGCUGCUUGGCUCAGGUGGCCAGGUGUAUGUUACGGAGGAAAGCUGCUUGGCUCAGGUGGCCAGGUGUAUGUUACGGAGGAAAGCUGCUUGGCUCAGGUGGCCAGGUGUAUGUUACGGAGGAAAGCUGCUUGGCUCAGGUGGCCAGGUGUAUGUUACGGAGGAAAGCUGCUUGGCUCAGGUGGCCAGGUGUAUGUUACGGAGAAAAGCUGCUUGGCUCAGGUGGCCAGGUGUAUGUUACGGAGAAAAACUGCUUGGCUCAGGUGGCCAGGUGUAUGUUACGGAGAAAAACUGCUUGGCUCAGGUGGCCAGGUGUAUGUUACGGAGAAAAACUGCUUGGCUCAGGUGGCCAGGUGUAUGUUACGGAGAAAAGCUGCUUGGCUCAGGUGGCCAGGUGUAUGCUACGGAGAAAAAAGCUGCUUGGCUCAGGUGGCCAGGUGUAUGUUACGGAGGAAAGCUGCUUGGCUCAGGUGACCAGGUGUAUGUUACGGAGAAAAGCUGCUUGGCUCAGGUGGCCAGGUGUAUGUUACGGAGGAAAGCUGCUUGGCUCAGGUGACCAGGUGUAUGUUACGGAGAAAAGCUGCUUGGCUCAGGUGGCCAGGUGUAUGUUACGGAGGAAAGCUGCUUGGCUCAGGUGGCCAGGUGUAUGUUACGGAGGAAAGCUGCUUGGCUCAGGUGGCCAGGUGUAUGUUACGGAGGAAAGCUGCUUGGCUCAGGUGGCCAGGUGUAUGUUACGGAGGAAAGCUGCUUGGCUCAGGUGGCCAGGUGUAUGUUACGGAGGAAAGCUGCUUGGCUCAGGUGGCCAGGUGUAUGUUACGGAGGAAAGCUGCUUGGUUCAGGUGGCCAGGUGUAUGUUACGGAGGAAAGCUGCUUGGUUCAGGUGGCCAGGUGUAUGUUACGGAGGAAAGCUGCUUGGUUCAGGUGGCCAGGUGUAUGUUACGGAGGAAAGCUGCUUGGUUCAGGUGGCCAGGUGUAUGUUACGGAGGAAAACUGCUUGGUUCAGGUGGCCAGGUGUAUGUUACGGAGGAAGAACUUUGCAGAUGUUUCUGAUUAAUAUACAAUGUCAUGCUGUUGGGUGGUUACAUUGAAAUAAAACCCUGACAAUAAAUGUAGACUGGAAAGUAUUAGCAUGUUAUGUCCUAUUGGGGAAACGCAGCGCUGACAAUAAAUGUAGACUGGAAAGUAUUAGCAUGUUAUGUCCUAUUGGGGAAACGCAGCGCUGACAAUAAAUGUAGACUGGAAAGUAUUAGCAUGUUAUGUCCUAUUGGGGAAACGCAGCGCUGACAAUAAAUGUAGACUGGAAAGUAUUAGCAUGUUAUGUCCUAUUGGGGAAACGCAGCGCUGAAAAUAAAUGUAGACUGGAAAGUAUUAGCAUGUUAUGUCCUAUUGGGGAAACGCAGCGCUGA
Oncorhynchus tshawytscha (Chinook salmon) is the source of this 2982-nucleotide messenger RNA. RefSeq lists its product as uncharacterized. Bases 1114 to 2664 code for a protein of 516 amino acids. Lineage: Eukaryota; Metazoa; Chordata; Actinopteri; Salmoniformes; Salmonidae. The record is from RefSeq and is a predicted model, not a curated record. The transcript is spliced from 4 exons.